GGAGGCUGGGCUAAGGCUGAGCUGGGGCUAGGGCUGGGCUGAGGGGAGGCUGGGCCUAAGACUGGGCUGAGGCUGGGCCUAAGACUAAGCAGAGGCUGGGCAAAGGCUGGGCUGAGGGGAGGCAGGACCUAAGACUGGGCUGAGGCUAAUAGAUGUUAUAGACCUUUAUACAGGAGAGUCCUUUGAGCAAUGGAUGUCAGUGUUGUUUGUUACUACGGUUAGGUCUGCUUUGGUGUUGUUUGUUACUACGGUUAGGUCUGCUUUGGUGUUGUUUGUUACUACGGUUAGGUCUGCUUUGGUGUUGUUUGUUACUACGGUUAGGUCUGCUUUGGUGUUGUUUGUUACUACGGUUAGGUCUGCUUUGGUGUUGUUUGUUACUACGGUUAGGUCUGCUUUGGUGUUGUUUGUUACUACGGUUAGGUCUGCUUUGGUGUUGUUUGUUACUACGGUUAGGUCUGCUUUGGUGUUUGUUACUACGGUUAGGUCUGCUUUGGUGUUGUUUGUUACUACGGUUAGGUCUGCUUUGGUGUUGUUUGUUACUACGGUUAGGUCUGCUUUGGUGUUGUUUGUUACUACGGGUAGGUCUGCUUUGGUGUUGUUUGAUACUACGGUUAGGUCUGCUUUGGUGUUGUUUGUUACUACGGUUAGGUCUGCUUUGGUGUUGUUUGUUACUACGGUUAGGUCUGCUUUGGUGUUGUUUGUUACUACAGUUAGGUCUGCUUUGGUGUUGUUUGUUACUACGGUUAGGUCUGCUUUGGUGGUGUUUGUUACUACGGUUAGGUCUGCUUUGGUGUUGUUUGUUACUACGGUUAGGUCUGCUUUGGUGUUGUUUGUUACUACGGUUAGGUCUGCUUUGGUGUUGUUUGUUACUACGGUUAGGUCUGCUUUGGUGUUGUUUGUUACUACGGUUAGGUCUGCUUUGGUGUUGUUUGUUACUACGGUUAGGUCUGCUUUGGUGUUGUUUGUUACUACGGUUAGGUCUGCUUUGGUGUUGUUUGUUACUACGGUUAGGUCUGCUUUGGUGUUGUUUGUUACUACGGUUAGGUCUGCUUUGGUCUUGAUUGUUACUACGGUUAGGUCUGCUUUGGUGUUGUUUGUUACUACGGUUAGGUCUGCUUUGGUGUUGUUUGUUACUACGGUUAGGUCUGCUUUGGUGUUGUUUGUUACUACGGUUAGGUCUGCUUUGGUGUUGUUUCUUUGCUAACUUUCCUCCCACUCUCUCCCCCCCCCCCCCCCCCCCCCUUCUCCUC
Oncorhynchus mykiss (rainbow trout) is the source of this 1250-nucleotide messenger RNA. NCBI's taxonomy places the organism in Eukaryota, Metazoa, Chordata, Actinopteri, Salmoniformes, Salmonidae. The record is from RefSeq and is a predicted model, not a curated record.